Messenger RNA from Metarhizium robertsii ARSEF 23, 300 nucleotides. RefSeq lists its product as uncharacterized. Lineage: Eukaryota; Fungi; Ascomycota; Sordariomycetes; Hypocreales; Clavicipitaceae. The record is from RefSeq and is a predicted model, not a curated record. The transcript has a single exon. The coding region runs from base 1 to 300 and encodes 99 amino acids.
AUGGAGUGGGUCAACUUCGAGAUUGCCUGCUUCUCUAUUGUCACGUCGCUAUGGUUCUGCAGAGCGAGGACGUCUCUCGAACUGGCCAAGUCCCACAAGGUCAAGACCACGUUCAAGUCGAGAAACGGCGGGCAUGUGAUUAAGAACCUUGACGUCGAUAUACUUGGCCACCUCUUCCAUAAGUCGGCGGCCAUGGCAUCGCAGAGCUUCAACUGCUGCCCUACCAACAUGCUGGACAUGCCCCCAGCCGAGAAUGGGCAAGAGCUUGUUGUCAGGCUAUGUGACAAGGGCCUAGGUUAG